GUAGUGCGGAACGAGCGGCCUGUAGUUCGCAGAGCGGAUGAAGAUGGCGGCUGCGGCCUCGGCGGGUCCCGGAGCCUCGGGCUCGGUUCGGGGCCGCUUUCCGGGCCGGCCGUGGGGAGGUAGAAGCGGAAACCGGGUCGAUCGGGCCCGGGUGGCGUUACAGAUACCCGGGGUCCCGGAGGAGGUGGAGCCGGUCAAGCCUCGGAUACCCGGAGUACCCAGCAACGCCAAGCGCCCGGCGGGGGCCUGUGACCGGGACAAGCACAGCGCUCAGGAAGAGUCUGUGGGAUCAAAAGAAGAAAAACCCCAAAGCACUCCACUCCGCCUGUCUUUGAGAUCUAAUAAAGGUCCGAAAUCCCCUACGUCCCCUCCUCCUCCUCCAGCUGUGGUUUCUUCCUGUAAAGAAGAAAGCCCGCCCAUGUCCAAGGCCAAGCAAGUGAGCCCUACUGCAGCAACAGUUAAGCAAGAGCCUCUGACGCUGCCUACAUCUAUGCAUGGUUUCACCCCGGACAAGAUCGUUCGAGUUCACCUCACACAACUGGACCCUACUCUUUUCGGCAUAAAUACUUCAAUUUUACUUUCUCCGAAAGAGUCAGAGGUAGCCUCCCACAACCACCACCACACUGACCUCUCGACUCCUGUAAAGGUACAAACCAACCCUAGCAGCGCUUCGAAGAAAAAUAAACGUCGGAGAGGGAAGUCUUUGACCUACAGAAAAUGUUUGCCGCGCAAACCAAAAGCAAAAUCGGAGGUUUCCAGCCCUGGUGACCAGGACGUCCAGGCAAAAGACAGUACGGUCGCUCUUGUUGAAGGGCAUCCUGCUAAUGUUGAUAGCAGAGUGGAUAUAGAAAGUCAUGAAAGGGAAUUUUCCAAGGCAGCUGAUGCCAACAUAAUUCAUGAAGAUUCCUCUAAACCUUCCACUUCUUCUAAUGCUGACCAACCAACUGGACAGGGUUCUCCCAGAGCCGAAGGGAAGGUUGACGAACAAGCCACCAAAAUGGAGGUUGAGCAAGAUAAGUCACGUCUUCCUCUUAAGAGAAAGGGGCAACGAGAUAGGCAAGUUCGGAAGGUGAAAUGGAAACUAAGAGCAGAGCAUUGGCAAGGGUGUAUAGAAGAACCCAGAGACGACGACGACAGCGAAGAGAGUCCUGAAGCUAAAGUUAGCCAGAAGGUUCAUGAUGGAAGAAUACGGGUCGAGGCAGAAUAUUUAGAAGGCAAUGGACAGUCUACAGAACCCAGGCCAGAGCCAUUGCCGGCUAAAGACGAAACAUCUGAGCGGACUGUUAAAGAUGGUCUGAAUUUGACCCCGCCACCUGUUGAAGGUGUUAAAUUUGAGAACAGUUCAUUGGUGGAGAUGCCUUCGGAGGAGGCAAAAUUGACUGACCCUUUGAAACCAACUGAGUCAGCUCCCAUUCAGUUAUCGGCAGCAAUAAGCGACCCUGUGGAUCCAAUUAAUGACGCCUCGUCUGUGGCUGAACAGCAGCCUUCAUCGAAACCCCUUGGGCUUUUGAAAAAGAGCAAGAAAGCAAAGCGGACUAGUUCUCUGCAGGCCGACCGCACGGCCGUUCAAAAGCUUAUGGCCAAGGUGAAGGAAGCCCAGAGCAAAGCCCAGUCUCAUCUCCUGGCUCAACCAUCCAAAGCUGUAGCCGCCGACACCACAGAGUCCGCCAAGCCGGCUGUGAAUGCACGUCCUUCCCGUGUGAUUAAAAUUCCUCGAAGGCUAAUUGAAGAAGACCUGCCGAUCAUCGCAGACACGCAGCCCAAGAAGAGCUUGUCGGAGCCAACGGCUGCUUUGGGCGAGAUGGAGAAGCAGGUCCUUUCCGACGCCCUUUUGUCUCCUGCUAAUCCAUGUUUUAGUCUUUUUAAUGAAGAUGAUCACCUCAACACGCUACCUCCAGCAUCUCCUGAAACGGACUCCUCGCCGUCGUCGUCCGCGUCUUCAUCUGCGGCUUCAUCACCAACUCUGGAGUCCUCUCCCGUUCCCCCCACUCCUGAAAGCUUGCGUAAGAACAUUCUGCGAGCGCCUACGUUUCGCUGGAACUCCUUCAAUAUUUCUGCUUCUGAGACGCAAGAAACGUCAAGUUCUUCUCAGCCUCCUGUACGCCUGUCCUCCCCUGAAUCUUCGGAGGAUCCUGUGAAACCUAGCACCCCUCCAUCAGCCCCGACCUCCCCACUUCCUUCUGACCCACCCCCCAGGCCCGACUCUGUUAAGCGCUCUCCUCUCCUUCGCGCGCCGCAGUUCACCCCCAGCGCAGCACACUUGAAAAUCUACCAGUCUGUCUCUCUUCAGGACAACGAGGCCAAAAAGGCUUCUGUGACCACAAGUAGGAUUACCUUGUCAGACCACGGAUCGGCCACUGUGGCUGGUUCCCCGCCAGAUCUCUCGAGCACUGUCGUCAAACAAGAACCACAGCCUGCAGGAAGAAGGGCAAACCAUUUGGCAUUACCUCUGUUUGUAGACCCCGUUUCUCCAAACUCCAAACAAACUGUAAAGCUUUCUGAGCCAGUACAGUCCCUAAGCUUGAAGACCGAGAGUAAAUUCCGACCCAACGAGGUGCAUGAUGCUUCCGUCGUGAGACCUGUCAAAAUCGAGGCCAUGACUCUGUUUCCUGGAGAAAACCCCAUCUGUAAAGUUGCGGUGAAGUCCGAGUUCCAGUCUCCAGAGAGCUCACAAGGUGUCUUGACUUUCCCUCCUACGGAACUAUCCCUGUCCGGCACAGACAAGAAAGUCAUCAGCCUGUUGGAGAAGGCCAAAAUACAGCUUUUCCAGAUCGACAAACAGAAGAGUGCUGAUCAGGCUAAUUCUUCAAAAGACCUAACCCAGCAAGAAAAUGGCCCUACCACUGUGCAGGGGCAGGAUUCCCCAGUGCAAGGACCCCGGAUCAAACAUGUGUGCCGUCAUCCCGCCGUCGCUCUUGGGAAGCCACGAGCUAUGAUCCCAGAGGACAUCCCCAGGCUGAGCGCCUUGCCGCUGUGCGAGAGAGAGACCAUAGUGCCGGCAGAAGCAGCACCUCAAGAAGAUUCGUCUGCCUCAGAGCCGGAGCCCACCACCGUCACCAGGCCGAGACCCAUCAGGCAGCCGCCGCCGCCUCCUCUCCGCCGGCCGCGGCCCGCCUCCAGGGUGAGGCUACGAAUGGCCAGAUGCGGCAAGUGCAAAGGCUGCAACGUGAUGGAAGACUGUGGCAAAUGCGUAAACUGCAAGGACAAGACCAAGUUUGGCGGGCCCAACACCAAGAAACAAUGCUGCGUGUACCGGAGAUGUGAACGAAUAGAAGCCAGAAGACAGCAGAGGCAGUCGCAGAAAGGCCGAAAACCAAUCCGACACCUCCAAGCACGAGAGAGCAGCUCCGAUUCCACCCAUUCUACUGUUGAGAUCAGUCGAAACGACGACACAGAAGUUUCCGACCGCCUAGACCCCGGCGUCCAGUCCCAGCGAAAAUCCAGCCGACGCUGCGUGAGGCAACGCCCUUGCUACGACCUAUUCCCCGACUCAGAGGAUUCAGACUUCGAACCGAGUCCGAGCGCCCCCCGCAGGAAACAGCGGCGAGAGUCCGAUUUACUUCCUCAGGACUCGGAGGAGCAGAAUAAGCCACGCAGAGUUCCCCAGCAGCCCGUGAUCCUCCGUGCCAGAUCGGGCCAGGAGCAGGACUCAACCUUGAACGGCGCCUCAACCAAAAUCAAAUCUUCCGAUGGAACCCAUCGCCUGCGCGUAGAUUUCAAGGAGGACUGCGACCUGCAGAACGUGUGGAUGAUGGGAGGACUCAGUAUAUUGACAUCGUUCUCUAUAACGCCGACUCACGUGUGCCUGCUCUGCGCCAGCCGCGGACAUCAUGAGUUCUUGUACUGUCGGGUGUGCUGCGAGCCCUUCCACACGUUCUGUUUGGAGGAGUCCGAGAGGCCGCUGCCUGAACAGGAGGACAUAUGGUGCUGCCAGCGCUGCAAAUUCUGCAACGUCUGUGGGCACAAGGGGAAAUCUAAAAAGCCUCUGCUGGAGUGUGAACUUUGCCAGACAAAUUAUCACAUUUAUUGCCUCGGACCAAAUUAUCCCAAUAAGCUGCCCCGUAGUGGCAAAGGCUGGAUGUGCUCAUCCUGCGUUCGCUGUAAAAGCUGCGGAGCCAGUCCCGCAGUGGACGCUGACCUGGAGCUGACAGAAGGAGGGAACCUGUGUACGCCUUGCUUCGCCCUGUACAAUAAAGGGAGCUUUUGUCCCAUGUGCAGUCGCUGCUAUGAAGAGAACGACUACGACAGCAAGAUGAUCCUGUGCGCCAAGUGUGAUAAGUGGGUGCAUGCCAAGUGCGAGGGGCUCACUGAUGAGGGGUACGAGACCCUCUCCAAUUUACCUGACAGCGUGGUGUAUACAUGCCCGCCGUGUCUGGGGGAAGGUGGCGCAAUAUGGAGAGAGGCCAUGCUCUCAGAACUGACUGCCGGUUUUCAUGAAAUCCUGCAAAGUCUCCUGGCCUCCAAACUUUCCUCUCCUCUCCAGCACUGCUCACAGUGUUCGGGUGUACAGGCCGACACAAAGUGUCUCUACACUCCCUGUGAUUUGGAGUCUCUUGGGCAAAAUUUGGAGGAAGGUCACUACAACUCCAUAGCCUCCUUCAAUGACGACAUGGUGCGGAUCAUUCAGCAAAAUUUGGAGAACGGGUCAUUGCACAAAGAUGGUGAAGCUCUGAAGACAUUGUAUGUUAAGCUUCUGGAGAAAUCCUUUAGCUGGUUCAGCGUUGAAGACUCGAAAUAUUGGAAGAAGAAUGACAAGUCUAUGGCCAGCGUUCUCCCCAAUGCCGUUCUCCCGCCAUAUUCCGAUCACUCGUACGCCCUGUGGAAGGAUAGAGAAGACGGCCAUCGUCCGAGCAAUGGGGAAGUCCUGCACCCUACACCGCCACUGAAAAUCAAGAAAGAAGAGGGUGAAUUUGAGGGUCUUCCGGAGAAGGACAAUCGGCAGUGUGUGCUUUGUCUAAAAUACGGAGAUGAUGACCCAAAGGACGCCGGGAGACUUCUGUAUAUUGGACAAAACGAGUGGACUCACAUCAAUUGCGCUAUCUGGUCAGCGGAGGUGUUCGAGGAGAACGAUGGCUCCCUCAAAAACGUGCAUGCGGCCGUCGCUCGAGGUCGACAAAUGCGCUGUGAGUUCUGUUCGAAGUCUGGAGCCACCGUGGGCUGCUGCUUGUCCACAUGCCAGAGUAACUUCCAUUUCAUGUGUGCCCGGGCCCGGAAUUGUACCUUCCAAGAAGACAAGAAGGUCUUCUGCCAGAAACACUGCAAACACUUGGACGGAACGAAGGUGGACACAGACUCUUUUGACGUUCUUCGUAGGGUCUACGUGGACUUUGAGGGGGUCAGCUUCAGACGAAAAUUUCUGCAGGGCCUGGAGCCAGAGAACAUUAACAUGAUGAUCGGUGCUAUGAAGAUCGACUGUAUGGGUAUGCUGACGGAUCUCUCUGUAUCUGAGGGGAAGAUCUAUCCUGUUGGGUAUCAGUGUUCACGUUUAUACUGGAGCACCCUGGAUGCUCGCCGCCGCUGCUGGUACAAAUGCAGGGUCGUCGAACAUCGCCCAAAAGAAGGUGACCUUUUAUCCGACGGAGAGGAAGCCAAGUGCCUCAACAGAACGAUUGUCCAUAGUCCUGGACAUGCCCUAGAAAAUUCAGAAGCCUCCACCCCCUCAACUCCAGAAACCCCUUCCCUCUCCCGGCCGCCUCUUGAGCCCAUCACUACUGCAGCUGCUCCCCGCUCAUUCUCUGGUGCCAGGAUAAAAAUGCCAAACUACUCUCCUUCCCGAAAACCCCUUGGUGGCUUUUCUCGCCCGCUUCCUUCUCCAGGGAGUCCAUCAUCCUCAUCAUCUUCUCUAUCCCAUCAUAUCCCGACGGUCAGAGAUCCUGAAGUUGCACCCCUUCGGAGAACCCGGAGACCGCCGGCUCCAGCACCACCACCAUAUCAUCCUCGGGUCACCCAUCAGACUAAAGCUCUGGUUUCCCGGGAUUCAGCAAGCCCUCCGCCUUCCACAACAACGUCGCCUCUCGCAAAGCAUUUUUCCUCUGAGGCGCCGUCGCAGCUCUUGACGGACAUGGAGGUGAUGUUGUCUCUAGACAGCGAACUGCUCACUGGACCUUUGCAGUGCGGUGCUCAGCUUUUGGUUGGUACGUCGUUACCGGCCGAUGAACAGGAUGGGGCGAGCAGUUCGGAGGAGGAGGCCGGAGAGCAGUAUUAUGGGUUGACAAGGACGGUGGUAUCUAAUGAACCUUUCAGUCCCCUCUUAUCCACACCGCCCGGUCGCAUUGAACAGCUGGAUGGUAUUCAUGACAGCACGGACAGCGAGGACACGCCGCAGAGUCGUAGCGGCUCUCUGAGCGGCGGCAAAACGCCAUCCCACCUGCCUUCUGAAAUUGUUGACUUUGUCUUAAAAAGCGCCAAUGUCACCAACGCGGACCACGCCACCCAACAGCAAGAGAGGGUGCCGUCUCCGCUGGCCUCCACCUCUCCCGUCACGCAGAAUGGGAGUGCCGCUGUCUCGCUGUCCAAUGGCAAAGAUUGCGUAAGCUACCAGUCCUCUCAAGGACCUCCUCCGCUCAGGGACCCGCCUCAAGUGCAAAGGGUGUGCCGCCCUCUCCUUCCCAUAACCCCUAAUGGACCUGUGAACAAACCCGCCUCCAAGUUUUUAUUGGUGAACAAGACCACCGGUCAGAUCAUUGCUGUUCAAGAUGACAGCUUGGACCAUAUGGGGCAGUUGGGGCAGUUUAGGCAGCUUCCAGAAUUGACAAAUACCGACUCUCACGGGGUCAUGAAGCACCCCAUUUUGAGGGCUAAUAGGUUUGCCCAAAAACCCACCCAAAAAACUCAGUUCGCUUGUCUUCCUCAGACUACUGCCCCCGUUUUGUCUACUACGUCCUCUGCCCCCUCCCAGAACAUAGGCACCGUUUUCCUGCAAACAACUUCAUCCGGCAGCUCAGCGAUUACACUACGUGUGCUCCCGAUGCUCAACAUGUUACAUGGCACUGGGCAGCUCAAUUUUGGGGCUCCGACGAUGAUGGCCCCCACCCUCUCUGGUAUCCCCCAAACCUGUCUACUGCAGGGUGUUCCCGUCAAUACAGGACUCCUAAGCGUUGCUCCCUCCCCGGUCCAGACCCAGGUGCCCCCACAGAUCCAACCCCCAGUGCAGCUACCCCACAUAAAGCCCGCUCCCCCUAAGAAACAACCCAUCCGGCAAGCCCCUAAGAGACCCUGUCCUGUGCCCAACAACAUCUCCCACAGAAAGAAACCCAAAUUGGAUAUGUUGGAUAAACUGGAAGACCUCGACCCGGACGCCAUCAUAAACCCCAUCGCUAUCAACUGUGUUUCUGAGACUGUGACCACCACAAGGUCAAAACGGAAUCGUAUCAAAACGUCAAUGUUCAAAGAGUUUGUGGACCCCGACUCCAUGGAUGAUGAUGAGCUAAGUUUGGAUAGCGAGAUUUUUGUCGAUCUGACGGUGGAUGUGAAAACAGAAGACGCUUCUCUAGAUUCGCCCAAAGAAUCUCCGUGCUCUGAGCCCUCUGCUGGUUUCUCUCCCAGCUUCGAGGACUUUGAAGAACGUUUUCUUGAGGAGAAGGAGAACUUGUUACCCAAGAAAGGCCGGCCGCAUCUGCGAUUCGAGAUCAUCAGUGAAGACGGCUUCUAUACGCAGUCUGAUAGCGCUGAAGGUGCAUGGAAGACUGUAGUGGAAAAGGUACAAGAGGCUCGAAGUGUGGCAAGACUUAGACAUCUCUCCUUCUCUGCCGGUCUGAGCGGAGCGCGGAUGUUGGGGGUUCAGCACGACGCCGUGCUUUUCCUGCUGGAACAGCUGACUGGCGCUGAGCGCUGCCGGGGGUACAAAUUCCAUUUCCACCACCAGGAGGUGGAGGAGGAGGAGUUAUUUGUGAACUCGACGGGCUGCGCUCGCAGCGAGUUCUACGUCAGGAAGAGUACGUUUGACAUGUUCAAUUUCCUGGCCUCUCGGCACCGAACGCUCCCGGAAAUGUGUACGUAUGAGGAGGAGGAAGAGGAAGUGCAGCUAAAGUCCACCAGGCGAGCGACCAGCCUGGACCUUCCCAUGGCAAUGAGGUUCCGCCACCUGAAGAGAACAUCCAAAGAGGCUGUGGGCGUGUACAGGUCAUCUAUCCACGGCAGGGGACUGUUCUGUAAGAGGAACAUUGACGCUGGCGAGAUGGUCAUCGAGUACGCGGGCAUUGUCAUUAGAGCUGUACUGACUGACAAGAGGGAGAAAUUCUACGACAGCAAGGGAAUCGGAUGUUACAUGUUCCGCAUUGACGAUUUCGACGUGGUCGACGCCACCAUGCACGGCAACGCGGCGCGUUUCAUCAAUCACUCCUGCGAGCCCAACUGCUACUCCCGGGUCAUCCACGUGGAAGGCCAGAAGCAUAUAGUCAUCUUCGCCCUUCGCAGCAUUUACCGCGGCGAGGAACUGACGUACGACUACAAGUUCCCCAUCGAAGAUGCCAGCAGCAAGCUGCACUGUAACUGUGGUGCCAAAAAGUGCCGCCGUUUCCUGAACUGAGCGAGGCACAUAAAAAAAAAAACACAAAAAAAGUAAAAAAAAAAAUUACAAAAAAAUUUAAAAAAAUAAAUCCACGGCCGCAAGUGCUGGUCUGGAGGUGCUGGCACUUCCACGGCGGACGCAAGAUUUCGGGUGAUGGCGCUGCUCGGCAGAGAGGGGUCAACAUUACAAGAAGUCGCACUUUACCCUCUGUCCUGGCUUGUCCGUCAUUAGAGUACAGGGCAGACCUCUCCUUUUUUCCUCUCAGGGUCUUCAAGAAUUGUCUCCUCUCUGGACACCGCCCCCUCCUCCCCCCUUCCCUUGCUGCUACCUGCUAGCGCUCGCCCCGUAAGCUCACGCGUUUUCUCUCGCAACUGCUGUGGAAAACGAGGAGCGGCGCUCAGAAUACGCAACAAGCAAUGGGCACCCCCCCCCCCCCUGCUGUUUUAACUCAUUGAUCUCCUGCCGUCUAUAUUCGCUCCCAUUCGGAGAACGUAUCCAACAUCGGGGAGCAAAACGGACUGUUUUGGGGGUGACAAUCAUUUUUUAAUCCUUUUGCUGCUAACCACCUGCUCCGCCCUGCAAAGGGGUACAAAUAAAAAAAAUACUCCCCCUGCUUCCGUCAGCUUUGUACCAUUUUAUUAAACCAAUAACCCACCUUGAAUACAACAUGGAGCAUCUUGAAUUGUGGAGCUUCACCAGACAGACUCCAUCUUUGAUUUUUUUUUUGUUUUUGUUUUUUGUCAUCCUAUUUUUAUUAUAUUUUUUUUUUGCAAAGCAGCGAGUGGUGAGAGCAAUUUGAAGUUUUGAAAAUCGCGUCUGUUUAAAGAGACAAGAAUCUUGAGGAGAGAGUGUAAAUAAAUGUACAAAGAAUUUGUAAGAACAUUGUUUUUCUAUGCACUUUUUUUAUUUAAGGACUUGCUGGGGGGGCGGGAAAUGUUUCAUUGUUUCACCUUCUGUUUAGAAUUUUAAAUAAAACUAAAAAUGUUG
Molecule: messenger RNA, 9496 nt
Organism: Rana temporaria (common frog)
Lineage: Eukaryota; Metazoa; Chordata; Amphibia; Anura; Ranidae
Gene: KMT2B
Product: lysine methyltransferase 2B
Exons: 37
Coding region: 38-8527 (2829 amino acids)
Biological process (GO): positive regulation of DNA-templated transcription
Cellular component (GO): nucleus; histone methyltransferase complex
Molecular function (GO): protein binding; histone H3K4 methyltransferase activity; DNA binding
Source: RefSeq, a predicted model, not a curated record